AGCAGCACGCCCUGAUAGAUAUCAGACAUAGAUACCAUCGGCCCUGCAGGCGAGGACUAGGAUCUGUUAGAUAUCUCUUUCUCUUAAGGUACCGGAGACAGGCUGACCAAUGCGACCGAAACAACUCCACAUAUACCCCAGGAUAUUUCCGACUCGUUUGCAGAGGAACUUUCAUUUGUCCCCCGGAGUCUUUUCUUUCUGUCGCCAAUAAGUUUACCUGGAAUUCCCGCCUGUCUGUCUGCCUGCCUGCCUGCCUGCCUGCCUGCCGGUCCGGGCUGGGUGCAGACAGAAGAGAACACGGUCUGAUUGUAGCGGUCAUAUCAAACCAACUGGCUGGUGAUCAUGAGAAUGAAAACGCGCGGCUGGAUUUUCCACAUGUUUCUCUGCUUGGGAAUAGUGUAUUUGAAAAUAGGGGUUUUUUCGUCCGUGGUGGCAUUAGGCGCGGGUAUCAUCUGUAACAAGAUCCCGGGUUUAGCUCCACGACAGCGGACGAUCUGUCAGAGCCGACCCGAUGCCAUCAUAGUGAUCGGAGAGGGAGCUCAGAUGGGCAUCAAUGAGUGCCAGUUUCAGUUUAAAAACGGACGGUGGAACUGUUCUGCCCUGGGAGAGAGGACCGUAUUUGGAAAAGAGCUGAACGUGGGUAGUAAGGAGGCAGCGUUUACCUACGCCAUCAUCGCCGCAGGUGUGGCCCAUGCCAUCACAGCAGCGUGUACCCAGGGAAACCUGUCUGACUGCGGCUGUGAUAAGGACAAGCAGGGGACCUACAGCCAGGACCAGGGCUGGAAGUGGGGAGGCUGCUCGGCUGACGUGAGCUAUGGCCUGGGGUUCUCUAAGGUCUUCGUAGACGCGAGAGAGAUCAAACAGAACGCCAGGACCUUAAUGAACCUCCACAACAACGAGGUGGGACGCAAGAUCCUGGAGAAGAGUAUACGUGUGGAGUGUAACUGUCACGGAGUGUCGGGAUCCUGCACCACUAGGACGUGUUGGACCACGCUGCCUAUGCUCCGCCAGCUGGGCUACAUGCUGAGGGACAAGUACAACCAGGCCGUGCACGUAGAACCGGUACGCGCCACGCGACACAAACGACCCACCUUCCUGAAGGUCAAGAAGGCCCACUCCUACAGGAAGCCCAUGGACACAGACUUGGUGUACGUAGAGAGGAGCCCUAACUACUGCGAGGCUGACCUGGUCACGGGCAGCAUGGGUACCCACGGGAGGUCCUGUAACAAGACAGCCCAACAGACUAAUGGCUGUGACCUGAUGUGCUGUGGACGAGGUUACGACACUCACCAGUACUCUAGAGUCUGGCAGUGCAACUGCAACUUUCUCUGGUGCUGCUAUGUGAAAUGUAAUACCUGCAGAGAGAGGACAGAGGUAUACACCUGUAAAUAAGACUUAUAUGUGGGUUACAGUGUCUUAUCAUUUAGGGGUGUGGAGACUUCACUAGUCUCUUUAGUAUCUUAUCAUUUAGGGGGGUGGAGACUUCACUAGUCUCUUUAGUAUCUUAUCAUUUAGGGGUGUGGAGACUUCACUAUUCUCCUUAGUAUCUUAUCAUUUAGGGGUGUGGAGACUUCACUAGUCUCUUUAGUAUCUUAUCAUUUAGGGGGGUGGAGACUUCACUAUUCUCCUUAGUAUCUUAUCAUUUAGGGGUGUGGAGACUUCACUAGUCUCUUUAGUAUCUUAUCAUUUAGGGGGGUGGAGACUUCACUAGUCUCUUUAGUAUCUUAUC
Molecule: messenger RNA, 1729 nt
Organism: Oncorhynchus keta (chum salmon)
Lineage: Eukaryota; Metazoa; Chordata; Actinopteri; Salmoniformes; Salmonidae
Product: protein Wnt-7a-like
Exons: 4
Coding region: 343-1392 (349 amino acids)
Biological process (GO): positive regulation of JNK cascade; canonical Wnt signaling pathway; neuron differentiation
Cellular component (GO): extracellular region
Molecular function (GO): frizzled binding; cytokine activity
Source: RefSeq, a predicted model, not a curated record